CCCUAACACUGGCGGGGUGGCCCCGCGAGAGGCUGGCGGGCACUGGGCCCAGCCAGGAGCCGCAGGCCGGGCCUCGCGCGAUCGCCCGGCCGGGCGCGGGCGCGGCCUUCUGCGGGUCCUUGAUGCGGUUGAGGCGGCGCGGGUCAGAGAGAAGCCCGGCCCGGUGGCGGGCGCGGUAGGAGGCGGCGGGGCCGCGGGCCCGGCCCGGAGACUGCGGCGCCUCUACGAUGGACGCCUUAGAGGAAGAGAGCUUCGCGCUGUCCUUGUAAGUGACGUGGCCAGGGUCUGCGGGUGUCGUCCGGGGCCGGGCGCGGGCUAGCGGAUCGGGGCUCCGCUCUAGCGGGGGCGUUUUCUUCCCGCGGGCAUAUGUCACCGAUUACCAGCGCUUCCAUCACAAUCCUCUGGCCUCAAUCUUGGCCGUCAGCAAACCCCAGAGGCCUUGAGCUGCCCUGGCUGGCGGCGGCCUCACCGCCUGUAUAAAGCCACUCCUGAUCCAGUUACCCGCUAGGCCGGCGCUCCUCCCGCGUGUGGUCACACUCACCAGCAGAUAGGUGUGGCGUUAAGAGCCAGGAUGCGCUCCUCUGCCUCUGAUGCAGAAUUCGAUGCUGUGGUUGGAUGUUUAGAGGACAUUAUUAUGGAUGCUGAGUUCCAGCUACUGCAGAGAAGCUUCAUGGACAAGUACUACCAGGAAUUUGAAGACACUGAAGAGAAUAAGCUCACCUAUACUCCCAUUUUUAAUGAAUAUAUUUCCCUGGUAGAGAAGUACAUUGAAGAGCAGUUGCUGGAGCGUAUCCCAGGCUUCAAUAUGGCGGCCUUCACCACCACACUGCAGCACCAUAAAGAUGAAGUGGCUGGCGACAUCUUUGACAUGCUGCUCACAUUCACGGAUUUCCUGGCUUUCAAGGAGAUGUUCCUGGACUACAGAGCAGAAAAGGAAGGCCGAGGACUGGACUUAAGCAGCGGCUUGGUGGUGACUUCUCUGUGUAAGUCAUCUUCUACGCCAGCUUCCCAGAACAACCUACGGCACUAGAUCCCUCCUUCACACAGUGGGUGUGAUGGAUAUGAGGUCACCAGCCCAGCAGGCUCAGAGAAAUAUGGGCUAAUGACAGAUGCAUCCUGCAAGACCCACUGUGCCACAGCCCUUCGUUCAUGUGAAGUAUUGACGAGUCCUGGAAAACAUGACUGACCCUCCUGGCCCUUGUCAGAACCUCCUUCCUGUAGUCAGUAACCCUCACGUUCCCCGCUCCCAUCCUCAUACAGACACCUCUCCCAGGCACUUCUGAGAGGCUCCUCUGAAUCAAGCCCAGGUUGGCCGCCUCGCCUGGGGGUACUCUUUCCCCAGCAACAUGGUAGUGUAGUGUGUCAACAGUGUGGACACCACAUCACUAUGAUCCCUUCAUCCUGCAGGCUUUAGUGAGUCUUUGUUUUCCCACCGUUUUCACCUGGGUCCGUUUCAGGCCUCAGCCUCAAUGUGGCUUUUGUUUGGGUGUGUUUAUCUAGGGAGAUGCAGGCCAGCUGCCUGUCCUGGUUUCUGAAUCUCCUGGGAUUACAGCUUGACUGGCUGUCGGGAUUCACUGAGAGGGCUGUCCUCUACCCACAAGUGAACAUGAACUCCAACCUUACAUUAACAGUCCUUUCACCAGCGAACCCUGCUGGUCUUGAUGUAGCCCCACUAUUCUACUCUCUAAGCAUUAUUUUCAAGAAACCUAUUUUUAUAGAUGAAAACUCAGGCUAACCUAGUGAGUAUGACCUUGGGGUGCCCAUGAUCAACCACUUAAAGAUCAGAGUAUUAUAUGCUGUGUGCUUUUUAGUUAUGAGUGUUGUGAGUGCAAACUGCUUUCCAAUGGUGUCCUCUCGCUGGGCACCAGUACAAACAGGCUGUGUGCUAGAACGGGCCACAGCUCUGUCGGGAUAGCAUGCUGGGUGUGUCCGUGCAUGUUUGUGUGCCAUGCUGUCCAAUGGCGUGCUGGGUGUGCUUGUGCAUGCUUGCGUGCAGUCCUUCGUGCAGGCCGGAGAGCGGGGGUUUUUACUGGGGGGUUGGGACUUUGGUGUUUGUUUUCAUACAGUGUCUCCUGCUAAGUUAAUGCUCCCCUGAUCCAGCUCGUUCUGGUGGGAGGGGCAGGACACAGUUUUUCUGGUCAUCUGUCAUCUUUGGUGGACGGCCACCAACCAGAAAGCAUGUGUGUCACAUCUCUAGAAAGAAGAGAACACUUCAGAUCCUAAUGUAUACUUUUGACUUUAACUUUUAUAGUAAACAUAAGAAUCCACGAUGACUUUCCAUGUGACCAUUCCGACUUUAAAGGAUUUAAGCUAAGCUAAGCUCUGUUUUUUCUGUAGCUGUGUGUCUGUCACUUAGGACUUUUGUAAAAUGAGUAAAAUUUGAGGUGUUUUAGCAAGAAUAAUAA
This is a messenger RNA of Rattus norvegicus (Norway rat), 2405 nucleotides long. It is a transcript of the gene Arl2bp, whose product is annotated as ARF like GTPase 2 binding protein. Lineage: Eukaryota; Metazoa; Chordata; Mammalia; Rodentia; Muridae. The record is from RefSeq and is a predicted model, not a curated record. Gene Ontology annotation, cellular component: nucleus; mitochondrial intermembrane space; mitochondrion. Gene Ontology annotation, biological process: positive regulation of DNA-templated transcription.